AUGCCAAUCGCUAAACUAUAGUUUCAAACAUGGCGGAGUGAAAGAGGGAGACGUAUUUUGAACGAACUUUUGGACAGAUUUUCCUAAAACCGUUGAGUUUUGGGGACCUACAUACCCUUCUGGACGACCUCAAAGAGAUCCUCUGUCUACCGAACUCGUAUAAGCAGUUGGGAUUCACCGUUCGGGCGCGAAAAUUCCAACUAAAUUUGUGACGACCACGAGGAAAACAAAACCUCAAAAUGGCCGACGAACUACAGAAGUUGGAGCAUCUUUCCCUGGUGUCUAAGAUCUGUACGGAGUUAGACAACCAUUUAGGGAUCAACGACAAGGAUCUCGCGGAGUUCAUCAUCGACAUAGCAGAAAAGAACAAAACAGAAGAUGCCUUCAAGAAAGCUCUGUCGGAAAACGGAGGGGAAUUUCCUGAAUCCUUUGCCUCAAACUUACUUCGAAUUAUCCAGACCAUGAAGCCAAGUGCCAGACCAAAGGGCGAUGAUGGUAGUGUGAAGAAAAAGAAGAAGAAGCCCAAGACGAAACUUGAGGAGAAGAAGGAGUUGUUUCCCUUCCUGGCAAUGAAGGAUGAACCAGCUCCUCAGAAACUUCUGGAUGACGAGGCAGUUGCAGCCAGCGCCAUGGAUGAACUAGAGGCUCUGCUUGGGAAGGCUAAAGAUACAGAACAAGUCAAAACUGAAGAUAGAAGGGAGAAAGACAGAGACAAAAGGAGACGCCACAGCAGAAGUAGGAGCAGAAGCAGGGAGAGGAAGAAAGAUCGCAAACGUCACCGGUCGCGCUCUCGCAGUCGAGAACGGGACCGGAGACGGAGACAUUCCCGAUCGCGCAGCAGGGACAGGGACAGGCACGACAGGAGGAGGGACAGGGAGGAGAAACCUCGGGAGAAGGAGAGAUACCGGGAGAGAGAGAGGGAUAGAGACAGGGACAAGGGGACGAGUGACAAGUUUGUCACCCAUGCGCCCCCGGCAGAGCCUGUUGUGGGACAUAUCUAUAACGGGAAGAUCACCAACAUCAUGCAGUUUGGCUGUUUUGUACAGCUGGAGGGAUUGCGCAAGAGGUGGGAGGGACUGGUCCAUGUUUCAGAGCUCCGGAGAGAGGGCAGGGUGUCCAACGUUGGUGAUGUGGUGGUCAAGGGUCAGAGGGUAAAGGUCAAGGUCCUGUCCUUCACAGGCACCAAGACCAGCCUGUCCAUGAAGGAUGUAGACCAGGACUCAGGAGAGGACCUAAACCCCAGCCGGAUCCGUGGGGGGGUCGGGGGCGAGGUGUCAGACGACGUGGGUGCCAGGAACCCAGACCGUCCGUCCAACCUGCCGCUCAUCUCCGUACCAGAGGAGGAGAACCAGGGACCUGUCAAGAAGGUCCAGCGGAUCUCAUCGCCGGAGAAGUGGGAGCUCAAACAGAUGGCAGCAGCGAAUGUGCUGAACCCGUGUGACCUGCCGGACUUUGAUGAAGACACGGGCGUCCUGCCGAAAGACGACGACUCUGAUGAAGACAUCGAGAUCGAGAUGAAGGAAGAGGAGCCGGCGUUCUUACAGGGGCGCACCAAACAGAGCAUGGACCUCAGUCCUGUCAGGAUUGUCAAGAACCCUGACGGCUCCCUUGCGCAGGCCGCCAUGAUGCAGAGCGCGUUGUCGAAAGAACGGCGGGAAGUGAAGGCACAACAACGACAGGCGGAGGAGGACUCCAUCCCAGCAGACCUCAACAAGCACUGGGUCGACCCCAUGCCAGAUGUUGAAGGCAGACAGCUGGCCAGUGCCCUGCGAGGCCUGGGUGCCUUCCCACAGGACAUGCCUGACUGGAAGCGAGCUGCCUUCGGAGGGAACAAGGCUUCUUACGGCAAGAAGACUCAGAUGUCCAUCAUAGAACAGAGACAGAGUCUUCCUAUCUACAAACUCAAGGAUGAACUUAUAGAUGCUGUGACUCAGAACCAGAUCCUGAUUGUGAUUGGUGAGACGGGCAGCGGGAAGACGACACAGAUCACACAGUACCUCGCCGAGGCCGGCUUCACGGUCAGGGGGAAGCUGGGAUGUACGCAGCCCCGCCGUGUGGCCGCCAUGUCUGUCGCCAAGAGGGUCUCGGAGGAAUUUGGCUGUCGUUUAGGGCAAGAGGUUGGCUACACCAUCCGUUUUGAAGACGUGACGAGCCCUGAGACGAAGAUUAAGUACAUGACAGACGGUAUGCUGCUGAGGGAGUGUCUGAUAGAUGGAGACCUGUCCCAGUACUCUGUUAUCAUGUUGGACGAGGCUCAUGAGAGAACCAUCAGCACGGAUGUUCUGUUUGGACUCAUGAAAAAGGCCGUGCACAAGCGCCCAGACCUGAAGCUGAUUGUGACGUCAGCCACCCUGGAUGCGGUGAAGUUCUCUCAGUACUUCUUCGAGGGUCCGAUCUUCACGAUCCCCGGGCGGUCCUUCCCGGUGGAGAUCCUGUACACCAAGGAAGCGGAGACGGACUACCUGGACGCUUCCCUCAUCACUGUCAUGCAGAUCCACCUCACUGAGCCGCCAGGUGACAUCCUGGUGUUCCUGACGGGUCAGGAGGAGAUUGACACUGCGUGUGAGAUCCUGUUUGAGCGGAUGAAGACCCUCGGGCCGGAGGUUCCAGAACUGAUCAUCCUGCCGGUAUACUCCGCCCUCCCCAGCGAGAUGCAGACCAGGAUCUUUGACCCCGCUCCUCCCGGCAGUAGGAAGGUUGUUAUUGCAACCAACAUUGCAGAGACCUCGCUGACCAUUGAUGGUAUUUACUACGUGGUGGACCCUGGGUUUGUCAAACAGAAGGUCUACAACUCCAAAACUGGCAUGGACGCUCUGGUGGUUACACCUAUCUCACAGGCUCAAGCAAAGCAGCGUUCAGGCCGUGCCGGGCGGACGGGGCCGGGGAAGUGUUAUCGGCUGUACACGGAGCGGGCGUACCGGGACGAGAUGCUGCCCACGGCCGUGCCCGAGAUCCAGCGCACCAACCUGGCCAGCACCGUGCUCAACCUCAAGGCCAUGGGCAUCAACGACCUGCUGUCCUUCGACUUCAUGGACUCCCCACCCAUGGAGACCAUGGUGACGGCCAUGGAGCAGCUGCACUACCUCAGCGCACUGGACGACGAGGGACUGCUCACCAGACUGGGCAGAAGGAUGGCAGAGUUUCCAUUGGAGCCCAACCUGUCCAAGAUGUUGAUCAUGUCCGUGCAUCUGGGCUGCAGUGAUGAAGUCUUAACCAUCGUGUCUAUGCUGUCUGUACAGUCAGUCUUCUACAGACCUAAGGACAAACAGGCCCUUGCUGACCAGAAGAAGGCAAAGUUCCACCAGGCGGAGGGUGACCACCUCACCCUGCUGACCGUCUACAACUCCUGGAAGAACAACAAGUUCUCCAAUGCCUGGUGCUACGAGAACUUCGUGCAGGCGCGCUCGCUGCGGCGGGCACAGGACAUCCGCAAACAGAUGCUGGGCAUCAUGGACAGACACAAGCUAGAUGUGGUGUCCUGUGGUAAGGGCACAGUUAAGGUACAGAAGGCCAUCUGUAGUGGUUUCUUCCGGAACGCUGCAAAGAAGGACCCCCAGGAGGGGUACAGAACCCUGGUGGACCAGCAGGUCGUCUACAUCCACCCUUCCAGCGCUCUGUUCAACAGGCAGCCUGACUGGGUUGUGUACCAUGAGUUGGUGCUGACGACUAAGGAGUACAUGCGUGAGGUCACCACCAUCGACCCUCGCUGGCUGGUGGAGUUUGCCGGAGCCUUCUUCAAGUUCUCCGACCCGACCAAACUCAGCAAGCAGAAGAAACAGCAGCGUCUGGAGCCGCUCUACAACAAGUACGAGGAACCCAACGCCUGGAGAAUAUCAAGGGCCUUCCGCAGGAGAUAGACUGUUUAUAAACAUUUCAAUUUGUACAAAAUGUGGCUGUAACAAGUGUUGUAUUUAUCCUGUGUAUCUUGAAAUCUGCGGUAUUCUGGUACCUAAAAUUGGAUUCGUGCACUUCCAGCUAGAUGUUCUUAGUGGUAGACUUUUUUUACAAUCCCUACGAGGCUCAGCCCUGUCUGACACAUCCUUACACUGACUGUUCUGUCACAGUUGUCUGGUUGUUGACUUAUUCCGAAUUCACAAUAACCUCAUGAAAGCGCAUCGCUUAAGCUAUCUUCAUACCAAAAAUCACAACAUCGAAGACAGUAAAAUGUUCAGAGUCUCAAAUGUUUUUGUGUAACCUUUAUUCAAGAAAAAUACUGAACUUUGUUACAACAGUAAGUACAUGUACCAACACCAUGUUACAAUACAACACAUGAUGUAAGUUUUAUCUGUCAAAGGUACUUAGAGUAGGUCUCUUAUCUAACAUAGAAUAUUGUGGACAGAGUACAGUAACAACAGCUAUAUCAGACCUUUAAACUGGCUAUUUGGGAUCUAAAAGAGAAGCCCUUCACAUGUAGUACAAUCACAGACAUUGUAUAGUGACUUCUACAAUAUGAUAAUACAUGUACAAUGCACUUGGGUUGGGUACUAGAUGUACUGUUCAUCUUGGUUAGUAUAUUUGUACAUUAACCAUAUCCAACAUAACCUUGGUGCCAAACAUAUAACUUGAAAGCCAAGUUCAGGUAUGAAUGGCACAUGGGUUGGUGUUUUUAUUUUCCUUGAAUUCAGAUUAAACUGAAAAGUAAAUACACUGAA
Branchiostoma belcheri (Belcher's lancelet) is the source of this 4652-nucleotide messenger RNA. RefSeq names its product ATP-dependent RNA helicase DHX8-like. Gene Ontology annotation, biological process: spliceosomal complex disassembly; mRNA splicing, via spliceosome. Bases 240 to 3857 code for a protein of 1205 amino acids. The transcript has 22 exons. Gene Ontology annotation, molecular function: RNA helicase activity; ATP binding; RNA binding. NCBI's taxonomy places the organism in Eukaryota, Metazoa, Chordata, Leptocardii, Amphioxiformes, Branchiostomatidae. The record is from RefSeq and is a predicted model, not a curated record. Gene Ontology annotation, cellular component: catalytic step 2 spliceosome; intracellular anatomical structure.